GUUCCGGCACCCACCCGCCCUCCCCCGCCUCUCCGUCCCCCAGCUCGCGGGAAGGGAGGUCGCGGCAGCGGCCCGGCGGCAGCGGCGACCGUGGCGACAGCAGCGACAGUGGCGGCGGCGGUGGCGGCAGCGGCUGCGGCGGCGGCGGAGGCUGCGGCGGCGACCGUGGCAGAGGCGGUGGCGGAGGCCUCCGUGGCGGAGGCGGAAGCAGAGGUAGAGGCUGAGGUGGAGGCCGAGGCCUCAAUAGAGGAGGCAGCAUCGGAGGCCACCCCGGGGGAGGCGGAGGCCGCCCGGGUGGCAACGGUGGUGGCGGUGGCGGAGGGCAGCGCGGCCGAAGCCGCCGCCGCAGCGGAGGCUGCGGGGCCCCCCUUGGGGGAGGCGGAGGCGGAUGCGGAUGCGGAUGCGGAUGCGGAUGCGGAUGCGGAUGCGAAGGUGGCGGCCGAGGUGGCGGCCGAGGUGGCGGCUGCGGCGGCCGCCGCGGAUGCAGAUGCGGAUGAGACCCUCGGGGACUGUGAGGGGAACCCAGAUUUUCAGAUGGCCUCCCUGUACGUGGGCGACCUGCACCCUGAGGUGACCGAGGCAAUGCUGUACGAGAAGUUCAGUCCAGCUGGGCCCAUCCUCUCCAUCCGCAUCUGCAGGGACAAGAUCACCCGCCGCUCAUUGGGCUACGCGUAUGUCAACUACCAGCAACCGGUGGACGCCAAGCGGGCCCUGGAGACCCUGAACUUUGAUGUCAUAAAGGGCAGGCCAGUGCGCAUCAUGUGGUCCCAGAGGGACCCGUCGCUCCGCAAGAGCGGGGUGGGCAACGUCUUCAUCAAGAACCUGGGCAAGACCAUCGACAACAAGGCGCUGUACAACAUCUUCUCGGCGUUCGGCAACAUCCUCUCCUGCAAAGUGGCCUGUGACGAAAAGGGGCCCAAGGGCUACGGGUUCGUGCACUUCCAAAAGCAGGAAUCUGCGGAGCGGGCCAUCGAUGUGAUGAAUGGCAUGUUCCUGAACUACCGCAAAAUUUUCGUCGGGAGAUUCAAAUCGCAUAAAGAACGAGAGGCCGAAAGGGGAGCCUGGGCCAGGCAGUCCACUAGUGCUGACGUCAAGGAUUUCGAGGAAGACACCGACGAGGAGGCCACCUUGCGAUGAAGACAUCCCAGGAGCUAGCCAGCCAGCAGAGCCAAACCUUGGCUCACACCCGGUGGUACAAUUUCAUGGUAGAAUCAUCAGAAAGGAGAAGGAUAUCAGAUGAGGGAAGAAACAAGAGAGUAAUUGCUCCCCUGGUCCUACUCCCCAGAGAGAACCACUUUUACCUUUUUGGUGUGCUGCUUUUCCAGGCUCUCUUCUCUCCCUCUCUCUCCUUUGCUCACCCCCACCCCGCCUUCCCUUUUAACACACCGUUAUAGAAUGGUUCGUGUAUGUGGUGUUUCUUAACCUGCUUUUUCAGCAACUGAAACCAAACAAAAAUCAACCCAUUGAACUUCUUUCCAUGUUAUCAACAGGCUUAUGAAACGUCAUCUUCAGUGCCUGCAGAGUGCUCCAGUGUAUCCGUGGACCUUAACAUUUCUGUAAUCAUUCCCGCAUUGUUGGACAUUCAGGUGGUGCCUAGUUCUUUCCCUGUGUUUAAGACCAACAUUGUGUGCUCUGUGCUUUGAUGAGUGAAUCCUUCCUUGUCAAGCCAAAUCUUUGCUAGCAUCCCGGUGGUCUCCUUAACUGCGGACUUGCAAGAUCCACAUAUAGACAUUUUAAAGACUUUUCCUGUGUGUUGCCAAAAGGCCCCCUUCAUAAGCAUUGUACCGAUUUGCACUCGUGCCGGCCAGCGCAGCUAGUAAAGAGUAUGCCCGUUUCCCCUG
This is a messenger RNA of Pan troglodytes (chimpanzee), 1841 nucleotides long. Its product is annotated as polyadenylate-binding protein 1-like 2. The transcript is spliced from 2 exons. Gene Ontology annotation, molecular function: RNA binding. The record is from RefSeq and is a predicted model, not a curated record. The coding region runs from base 535 to 1137 and encodes 200 amino acids. NCBI's taxonomy places the organism in Eukaryota, Metazoa, Chordata, Mammalia, Primates, Hominidae.